Molecule: messenger RNA, 1662 nt
Organism: Penicillium cinerascens
Lineage: Eukaryota; Fungi; Ascomycota; Eurotiomycetes; Eurotiales; Aspergillaceae
Product: cytochrome P450
Exons: 4
Coding region: 1-1662 (553 amino acids)
Molecular function (GO): oxidoreductase activity, acting on paired donors, with incorporation or reduction of molecular oxygen; iron ion binding; heme binding
Source: RefSeq, a predicted model, not a curated record
AUGUCUCCCUACAUGGAGUACAUCAUGCAUCCAGACAUACACCUGCUCACUUUCAUCGCUGGUGCUCUCAGCUAUGUUACAUAUUUCUUUCAUGGAGAGCAUCACAUGUAUGGCUUCGCUUACAUCCAAGCUCACACCGUCCUGUUUGCAAUUUCGACCUUUCUGCUGUAUCGACUGGGGUCACCGCUGGUAGAGGCCUUGUUGCAGACACUCGUGUAUGAUGGGUGUUUUCUGGCCGGUUUAUUUGGCACCCUUCUCGCGUAUCGCGCUUUUCUGAACCCGCUCAACGCCUUCCCUGGACCUUUCAUCGCCCGCAUCGCCACGUUUUGGAUCUCGUUUCGCAUCAAGAGACUACGAAUGUAUAAGGCCUUUGAGGAGCUGCACCAAAAAUACGGCUACUUUGUGCGUGUUGGCAGCCAGGAGAUAUCGAUUACGCACCCGGAUGCCGUGGUAGAUAUCUUCGGGGCCGAUUCAGUGUGUCAAAAGAGCACAUGGUACGAUAUCAGCAAACCACAAGACUCAGUACUUCUUCGCCGGACAUUUGCAAAGCACUCCGAACGGCGAGCCAUUUGGACUAAAGCCUUCUCUGUCAAGGCAGUCAGGGGCUACGAGACUCGAUUCCAUCCAUACAGAGCCAAUAUGCUUUCCCAACUCGAUGAUCACGCCGGACAACCUGUAAAUAUAACCCACUGGCUGGGGUUAUAUUCCUGGGACUCUAUGAGCGACCUAUCAUUUGGACAUUCGUUCGGCUUGCUAGAUUCGAAGGACCAUCAUUGGGCAAUGAAGGUCCUCGACAAAGGGAUGAGUAUCAUUGGUCGUCAUCUGCCAAUGUGGUUUGUCCGUCUUGGGAGCUCGGCUCCCGGCGGUAACAAGGACCUGAAGGCUAUGUUCAAAUAUUGCCACGAGCAAAUGCUUCUAAGAUAUAAUGCCAAGACUGAGCCCAAGGUGCCGGACGUGAUGAGUACCCUCUUUGUGCCAUAUAAGAAAGGGGUUCUGCCUUUCGAUGAUACCGCGGAACAACUCCUGGCUGGAGAAUCACACCUACUUGUCAACGCUGGAAGCGAUACUUCGAGAAUCACCAUGAUUUGCACCUUGUUCGUGCUUGCUCAACAACCUGAGCUCGCCAACAGGCUCCGGAAAGCAUUGGAACCCCAUGUUCCCCAAAAUCCCGACGAGAUGCUGAUGGAUGACCAAAUCAUGAACAUUGACCUUCUGAAUGGUAUUGUUCAAGAAGCUCUUCGCCUGUACCCACCCAGUCCUAGCCAUCCGACCCGGGUGACUCCUCCCGAGGGCACUAUGAUCGCUGGUCGAUUUAUCCCGGGCAACACGCAAGUGAUGGCCCCUCAGUACGUCAUCGGACGAGACGAUCGCAUCUUUCCCCGGGCGACUGAGUUCAUCCCUGAACGCUGGUACAGCCUCCCGGAGCUGGUCACAGACAAGAACGCCAUUGCGCCGUUCUCACUGGGGCCCAUGAACUGUGUCGGAAAGCGUCUUGCGUUAGCCAACAUUCGAGUUACUGUGGCGUCGUUCGUCAUGCGCUACAACCUCAGCUUCCCCCCGAACCAAGCCGACCCAGAAGGCGUUUUCGAAGAUGGCUUGUAUGAGCAUUUCAGUUUGCAAUCUGGCCCCUUGAUGUUGUGCUUGGAGAAGCGACACAAGUAA